AUGAACAAAGGAAAAUCACCAGGAUCCCACGAGAGUGCCAUGAAAAGACAACCAAGAGAUGCCAAGAAAUUUCGCUACUCACAUUGGAACAGAGAAGUUCUGAAAGGAUUUCCAAACGAUAUGGAAGUUUCAGAUCUCUUGCCAAGGAAGCCUAGUUGUUACAUCCAGAAGAAUGCUUUGAAAAAUAAUGUAUCAAACAAAGGCAUUAGCAAUAUCUUUAUCAUCAACAACAAUAAUACGCCAAAGAUGUUCAUUAAUGCCUUCAACAUCCUUGUUGCUAUCAAGCAAACGAGAAACAACUCUCAACACACGGCAAUAAGCUGGAUGGGCAGCAGAGUGUGUGCAGGAACAGAUCCACUGGAGGAAGAAUUCCUUACUUUCAAUCCCAUCCCUAAAGACAUUUGGUAA
Molecule: messenger RNA, 408 nt
Organism: Gryllus bimaculatus (two-spotted cricket)
Lineage: Eukaryota; Metazoa; Arthropoda; Insecta; Orthoptera; Gryllidae
Source: the annotation of a GenBank genome assembly